This is a messenger RNA of Microplitis demolitor, 854 nucleotides long. RefSeq names its product N-alpha-acetyltransferase 38, NatC auxiliary subunit (gene Sbat). Bases 315 to 674 code for a protein of 119 amino acids. The transcript has 2 exons. Lineage: Eukaryota; Metazoa; Arthropoda; Insecta; Hymenoptera; Braconidae. Gene Ontology annotation, cellular component: NatC complex. The record is from RefSeq and is a predicted model, not a curated record.
AAAUACAUAAACUUUUUUUAAAGACAUUAAUAAUGUAUUGUAAAAAGUGCUAGUGUCAUAAAAAAUUCAAAAACAAAUUGAGAACUAUAAUUUUAAAUUCGCUAAAUAAAAAUAAUUUGAAUUCAAAAUAAAUCAAAUGUCAAACUCAUGAUAUCAAAGCUAAAACUCUAACCUAUAUAUUUAAAUCAACAAAGAGAUUGUUUAUGCAAUUAAAUGAUUUGUUAAUUAAUUUACUUCACAAUAUAUGCAUCAUAUAUUUGCUAAAAGUUAGCGACUGAUUAUUUUAAUUUUACGAUAUAAAAUUUAUAAUUAAAAUGAAAGACUCAACAGCAAAUUCUUCAGAAGUAGAAAAUAAAUCCGUUCAAGGAAAUGGAGAGACAUCACCUAACGUAGAACCUGGUGCUAAAGAAAAAUUGAGGUCAUGGCUAAAUCGAUAUUUACUAGUAAAAAUAACAGACGGUCGUAUAUUAACAGGAGCAUUUUUAUGUACUGACAGAGAUGCUAAUAUAAUUCUUGGUUCUUGCGAGGAAUUUUUACCAGAAGAACACACAGAACCACGAGCACUUGGUUUAGUUAUGGUACCACGUCGUCAUAUUGUCUCUAUUCAUAUAGACGAUUUGUACAGUAAAGAUGCAUUAUCAUCAAAGAAACAAUGUUCUUCCAUUAGCGAAUAGAUUAGAUUAGAAUUUUUUUUUUUAUUUUACUAUUGUCAUUUAUGAAAAUUAUUUUUUAUUAAACAAUAAAUAUUAUAUUGUCUAGUCUAGAUGUGUUGGUACAUGACAUCAGUUUUGUCUGACCAAAAGAAAACGUUCAACAAUCUCAGCUGAAAAAUUAAAAUUCAAGUUACAAACUAA